Molecule: messenger RNA, 2944 nt
Organism: Spirodela intermedia
Lineage: Eukaryota; Viridiplantae; Streptophyta; Magnoliopsida; Alismatales; Araceae
Source: the annotation of a GenBank genome assembly
AUGGAGAGGAGAAAGUAUCCCAUUCACGCGGAGGAAUAUGAGCUAUACGAGGAGGUGGGGCAAGGAGUCAGCGCCUGCGUUUACAAGGCUCGGUGCAUCCCUUUGAACGAGAUCGUGGCCAUUAAGGUCAUCGAUUUCGAGAAACACAAUAGCGAUCUGGUCAGUUGAGUUUAUCCUCCUCUUUCAUUUAAUAGCAGCUUCUUGAUCUAUGGAACAAAUAUCCUUAGAUCUACAGAUACGAAUGGAACUUUGUUUCUCAAACAUUGCCAGUUCGUGUCAGUUUGCAAAUGCCAUUAAUUCCCUGCCAAACUGUUGAUUAGAUGUACUCUGUGGAUUCAUAGAUUUAUUCUCGUAGUCUUCACAAUGUCAAGGUAUCUGGCAUGACUGUUCAAGUUUUCCAUUUAGCCAUUGACCUUGAAUUACGGGUUUGAAAAGACGGUUUUCGGUUCCUGCUUGUUUAGCUAUAUCGGUAGAACGAGAUCAGGGCAUUUAUGAUCCUUAUCUUGUUUAGGAAAAAUAAAUAAAUUAUCUCUUGAAAUUCCUUUCUGUUCGUAUUUAGAGUUCUUGGUCUUGGCUGUGAACUUUUUAUAUAGGACGUGAAUUCUUUGGCACAUUUCCUUAUGUAUAAUAUUUAUUUUUGUCAAUGCCAUAAUAUCUAACGAUCUGAUGACAGAGAUACUCCGCCGCUGGUUUCUGUUAUCUGUGAUCUGACCAAAAAAUGACAUAUCAAGCGUGGGUAUGAUUUAGUGUAACUCAGGAAUCCACUUUGAAUCUAUGUAAAAGCUACGAAGAUUAAAAAUGCCAACUCCUGAUGUUGGCAUUUUCCAGUCCUUUAUACGAUAAAAUAAGUUUGAUACAAAACUCUAGUCCUUUAACCAGUUGAACCCUACCACGCCUUGAUUCUUUGUUGUUCUCUUCUACUUAUUUUCUGUGGCUAUCUACUGUACAUUGUAAGAUGUCCAUGUAGUCAAGAAUAUGAAUCUAAAUCUCAUUAUUUUAACAAUUUUAUAGGAAAAUGUACUCUUGACAAGUACGAACUUAUAAAGGCUAACUUUUUCGUUAUCUAUGCAGCGUAACAUCUCUCGUGAAGCCCAGACAUUGACAUUAGUCGAUCACCCUAAUGUUCUUAAUGCGCAUUGUUCAUUUGUAAAUGAUCAUACCUUGUGGAUUGUCAUGCCCUAUAUGGCGGGUGGCUCUUGUCUUCACAUCCUAAAGUCUGCCUAUCCAGAUGGUUUUGAGGAGGCAGUCAUUGCAACAUUGUUACGUGAAGCAUUGAAAGGACUGGAAUAUCUUCAUCAGCAUGGGCACAUACAUCGAGAUGUCAAGGCAAGUAGUAACUGGCCAUAUCACAUUUAUGUUCUAUGAUCAGAAACUUAUUCAUUAUCACGGCGGAGCUCUAACCAAUUUUAUUUUAAUUUCCACUCUGUCAUAGAUUCACGGAUUGUGGGUUUACUCCGAAUUCUAGCUCUCCAUUUCUUUCUUGCUUGGAUUUUUUCAGGUUUUCUUUGUUGGCUAUACCCUCAGAAACUGCCUGAUCAUCCCUCAGGGAUUUAAUCUGGCUUCUGUCAAACUAGUAUUAUGUUCACUUGCAGACAUUCAGAUAAAAUCCUUUAUCUAUGAUGACACCACUUUCAUGAACCAUUUUAUUUAUUUUUAUUCACGAUUAUUUCUCAAUAACUUAUUAAAAAAGCUAAGUUCGUUUGUUUGGUGUUUAGUUAAGAGUCUGUAUUUUGUCAAAGAUGGGCAUUUUUGUUUAGAUGCUACCAGGGAACAUCUACUCAUGUUAAUAAAUUAUUUACAUCUCCCAUGAUUUUUUUUAUUCUAAAUUAUUUCCGUGGUGUCUUUGGUUCAUUCAGUCUCCAUUAAAAUUGAAUUUUACCUUAAAACAUCUGUAAAUUCUUUGGUUUUUUUCCUGUUAUAUUAGGCUGGUAAUAUAUUAGUGGAUGGACGUGGUGGAGUUAAGCUAGGAGAUUUCGGAGUUUCUGCUUGCCUUUUUGAUUCUGGUGACAGACAGCGCACAAGAAAUACGUUUGUUGGCACACCUUGCUGGUGAAUGACAUUGAAUUUAUCUGUUUAGAUUACUAAUCCUGAUUCCAUUUUUCUGUGACUGAUAGUUAGACUCCAUUUUUCUUUCCCCAGGAUGGCACCAGAGGUUUUGGAGCAACUACAUGGCUAUGAUUUCAAGUUAGUUCAUUUCACUCUUGCACAGUUAAUUGAGUGGUAGUCUUUAUCAUUGUCAACUUCUGUCCCUGCAGGGCCGAUAUUUGGUCUUUUGGUAUAACUGCUCUUGAGCUUGCUCAUGGUCAUGCACCUUUUUCCAAGUACCCUCCUAUGAAGGUACUUACAGAAUGAUUAUUAAUGUCAAUUACCAAAUUGCACCGGUGAAAGAACUACGUGGUACAAUUAGCCAAUAUUUCUUAAGAUUUGGUCACAUACUAAUACGACCUGAUUUUACAAGAUAAUAAGAAGGGAAAAAAAAAGGGAAAAAAAAGUGUUUCUUGAUUAUUUUUGGCAUAUUAUACAACGAGCGUAUAAAUUCAAGUCUUUGGUAGGUUUUGCUCAUGACGUUGCAAAAUGCCCCUCCAAGUCUUGACUAUGAAAGGGACAAGAAGUUUUCAAAGGUAUCCUAAUGCUCAUUCUGUUGUUCACUAGAGACAUUAUUCCCUUACGGCUUCUUUGUUUCUCUCAUUUUUAGUCUUUUAAGCAAAUGGUUGCAAUGUGUUUGGUGAAAGAUCCUCGGAAAAGACCUUCUUCGACUAAGUUGUUGAAACACUCAUUCUUUAAGCAAGCUAGAUCAAGUGACUUUAUUUGUCGAUCAAUUUUGGAGGGUUUGCCUUCACUUGGUGAUCGUAUUAGAGCACUGAAGGUGGUGUUUUUUUACUCGUUCAUUUUGACCUUUACUCUUUCUUUUUGCCAUUCAUUUAAGCGAAAGUGUGAUUCAUAA